GAUCAAUACGAAAACUUAUCAAUACACACAAACAAAGGCAUUGAAUUUCUGGACAAAUAUGGCAAUUUCAUCAGAGAUCGCUUAGCGAUAGAAUCAGAAUAUGCAGCGAAAUUGAGACGACUAGUGAAAAACUAUCAGCCCAAGAAAAAAGAGGAGGAAGAUAAUGAAUUCUCUUCUUGGCAGGCAUUUCGAAAUGUGCUGAAAGAAAUCGGUGAUUUAGCGGGACAACGUGAAGUUGUUGCUGAAUCACUACAAUUACAAAUUAUACAAGCAGUAACGCUGCUAUCAAAAACAUUAAGAGAAGAAAGAAAAAAAUGUUUAAAUGACGGCACAACACUACAACAGAACCUUAAUUAUCAAUUAGGUGCACUAGAACGUGCAAAACGUAACUAUGAAAAAGCCUAUAGGGACUCAGAAAAGGCCAUAGAAAGUUAUAAAAAGGCUGAUAUGGAUUUUAAUUUAAGUAGAGCAGAAGUGGAACGGCACAAAAAUGUUAUGACCCAAAAAAUACAACAGUCCGAUGAUGCAAAAAAUGAAUACGCAAAUCAAUUACAAAAAACAAAUAAUUUACAACAACAACAUUAUAAUGUGAUGCUACCUGCGGUAUUUAAUCGUUUACAAGAGUUAGAUGAGAAACGGACUCGAGGUAUACGGGAGUUUAUAGUUGGUGCUGCUAAAGUUGAAUCAGAGGUAGCACCUAUAAUAGCUAUAUGUAUGCAAGGUAUUGUUAAAGCCGGCGAGUCAAUAAAUGAAAAAGAAGAUUCCUUUAAAGUCAUAGAGAGGUAUCAAUCUGGUUUUACGCCACCAAUCGAUAUACCGUUUGAGGAUUUAUCUAAACAAGAUCACGAUACAUCACAAGAUUCACACUACAGUAAUAUGCAGUCAAACCAUUUAACAAUGAAAGGCACUAUGAGUGCGAAUAAACUUAAGAAACGUGUAGGAAUAUUCAAUAUAUUUGGUAGUAAUAAGAAUUCAUUAACUGCGGACGGCCAAAAGGAAGAUUUUAGUGAUUUACCACCGAAUCAGCGACGUAAAAAGCUACAAGCUAAAAUUGCUGAAUUGCAACAAAAAAUCAGUCAAGAAACAGCUGCACGUGAUGGUCUAAUGAAAAUGAAAGUCGUUUAUGAAGCAAACUCAUCGCUAGGAAAUCCAAUGACAGUGGAAGGACAACUGAACGAAUCCGAGCACAAAUUGGAAAAGUUAAAAAUAGAUUUAAAAAAAUAUCAAGGAUAUUUAGAAAAAGCAAAUCAAGUACCCAUGGCGAAUAAUAGUCCGCAAGCGAACCGUAAUACUUUCCAAAAUGGUCACAGAACAUCAAGACAUUCCAAUGGUAGCACCGAAGAUAAUAAUGAUGAAGGUGAUGACCAGCCUGAUGAUGCUGGCAGUUUAAGCAGGUCAGAUUCAGAGGAUAAUGUGGCGCAAAUACAAAAUGGGCAUAAUAAUAACAAUAACGGCAGUUCGGCAAGUCCUGAAAGUGGGCUAGGUACAUCGCACACAUCAUUGCCUGGUUCCGGUCAAGGCAGUGCAAAUGAAAAUGCGAUCGGUGAAGAUGCAUAUUUUGAAACGGAAAUAGAAGCCUUACAGCCACUAGGCACAUGUCGUGCAUUAUAUCCUUUCGAAGCUACCAGCGAAGGCAGUAUACCUAUGAAUGAGGGUGAAGAACUCCAAGUGAUUGAAAUUGAUCAAGGUGAUGGUUGGACGAGAGUACGACGUAUGAAUGGUUCCAAUGGUUGGGAUGAAGGAUUUGUGCCGACUAGUUAUAUAGAAUGUACAUUCUUCAAGACAUUGCAAGAAAAGAAGUCUACUUCAGUCGUUCAAAAAGCAAUUGCAAGUAGUAAAUUAGUGGGGAAUGAAACUGAUGAUAUCAAAAUAAUAUAUUCAAAAGAAUGGUGCAAGUCUGAAUAGAACAUCAAGUUUAAAUUCCAUUUUAAAAUAUCGAAUGUAUUUUUGUUUUUGCUUUUUAAUUUUGCUAUUAAAUUGAUUAACAGGAAAAAUAAAACUAAUAU
Messenger RNA from Teleopsis dalmanni, 2006 nucleotides. RefSeq names its product formin-binding protein 1-like (gene Cip4). Gene Ontology annotation, biological process: signal transduction. The record is from RefSeq and is a predicted model, not a curated record. NCBI's taxonomy places the organism in Eukaryota, Metazoa, Arthropoda, Insecta, Diptera, Diopsidae. Gene Ontology annotation, molecular function: protein binding.